Messenger RNA from Brachypodium distachyon (stiff brome), 682 nucleotides. RefSeq lists its product as uncharacterized. NCBI's taxonomy places the organism in Eukaryota, Viridiplantae, Streptophyta, Magnoliopsida, Poales, Poaceae. The coding region runs from base 235 to 480 and encodes 81 amino acids. The transcript is spliced from 2 exons. The record is from RefSeq and is a predicted model, not a curated record.
ACCUAAUCCGCCUCCAAAAGCCACGUUUGCAUGACCAAAAGUGUUGAUUAGAUGCCAUGAUUCCCUCUCCACCAGGAUAUUGUAGUAGUUUGCUUGGUGCUCGGUGCUCGAUGCUGCUCUACUUUUCUUCGUCUUUCUAUAUCCAGGGCAUAAUUUUCGUGUCGCCCUCGAUCUGCUUCUGUUCCGUGCCGACACUCCAACUUCCUCUUGUAGUAGCUCUGUAGUAGCCGAGCGAUGACGGACUGGGCGCCGGCGAUCAUAGCGUCGGCGCUGUUCGCUCUCCUGUGCCCGGGAGGCAUCCUGCAGAUGCCCGGCUGGCAGCGGCCCGUCGACUUCAUUAACAUGAAGACCAGCGGGGUGGCCAUCCUAGUCCACGCAGUCAUCUACGGGGUGCUGCUCAUGCUGUUCGUCGUCAUCCUGCAGGCUCAUCUUUACGUGCAAACUGCUUUGUUUGGGUUCUUCUAUGGAGUAGUGGAAUAAUAAAAAAGCAAUGAGCCGGUGAUUAUUCUUACCAGUUACAGGGUACUACAGAAGUCAGAUGGCUCUUGCAGUAACAUUGAGCUUCAGUUUACCGAUCACACGAAAAGCGACGAAAUUUUUGUAUUACCAAGAUCUUGUUUUAGAUAUGGUUUCUGAAAUUCACAAAGGACGAGGGCAUCCUGGGCUGAAACCUGUUUACUUU